GAGAGAGGCGCAAACAGCAGUGAGGAAGACAAAGGCAGAGAUAAGCAAGGCUUCCCGAGCAGCCUUGCCUAGAGAACUUGACACUUGCCAGACCCCAGCCAGCAUGGUUGUCCUGAAUCCAGUGACUUUGGGAAUCUAUCUGCAGCUUUUCUUCCGCUUUAUCGUGUCUCAGCCUACUUUCAUCAACAGCGUCCUCCCAAUUUCAGCAGCUCUUCCCGGCCUGGAUCAGAAGAAGCGUGGCAGCCACAGAGCAUGCUGCCUCCUGACGCCCCCUCCACCCCCGCUGUUCCCACCACCAUUCUUCAGAGGAGGCCGAAGCCUGCUUCUCUCCCCAGACAUGAAGAAUUUCAUCCUGGAACUGGAGACCACACAGUCCUCAUGUGUGCAAGGAUCACUCGGCUCCCCUGGGCCCCCUGGCCCCCAGGGUCCACCGGGACUUCCUGGCAAGAUGGGACCAAAGGGAGAAAAGGGGGAGCUUGGCCUACCAGGAAGAAAGGGUAGACCUGGCCCCCCGGGUGUUCCUGGCAUGCCUGGGCCAGUCGGCCCUGAAGGACCCAGGGGUGAAAAAGGUGACCUGGGUGUGAUGGGCUUGCCAGGGUCAAGAGGACCAAUGGGCUUCAAGGGCUACCCUGGAUCCAGAGGGGAAAAGGGAUCCAGAGGUGAAAGGGGUGACGUGGGUCCCAAAGGAGAAAAGGGUUUCCCGGGAUUUCCUGGAAUGUUGGGGCAGAAAGGUGAAAUGGGUCCAAAGGGUGAGCCUGGGAUAGCAGGACACAGGGGACCCAGAGGAAGACCAGGAAAACGAGGCAAGCAGGGGCAGAAGGGAGAUAGUGGAGUAAUGGGCCCACCAGGCAAGCCUGGGCCUUCUGGUCAACCUGGCCGUCCAGGUCCCCCAGGCCCCCCGGGCCCCCCAUCCACAGGACAACUUGUGAUGGGACCCAAAGGGGACAGAGGAUUUCCCGGGCCUCCAGGAAGUUGUCUUUGUGGAACCCCUACGAAUGUGAAUAACCCCUCCUACAGGGAAUCCAUGUAUGGGUCCAGCUCCCCUCAUGUUCCUGUGAUUUUUGUGGUCAACAACCAGGAGGAGCUCGAGAGGCUGAACACCCAAAACGCCAUUGCCUUCCGCAAAGAUCAGAGAUCUCUGUACUUCAAGGACAGCCUUGGCUGGCUCCCCAUCCAGGUGACCCCUUUCCACCCUGUGGACUAUACUGUGGACCACCGUGGCUCCUGCGGGGAUGGAGUCCUGCAGCCCGGGGAGGAGUGUGAUGACGGAAAUGAUGACGUGGGUGACAGCUGCAUCAGCUGUCACCGGGCCUACUGUGGAGAUGGUCACCAGCACAAGGGAGUGGAGGACUGCGACGGCUCUGACUUUGGCCACCUGACCUGCGAGACCUAUCUCCCUGGGUCAUAUGGGGACCUGCAGUGCACCCCCUACUGCUACAUCGACUCCACGUCCUGCCGCUACUUCACGUGAAGGGCCUUUGCGGAGAAGGCAGGCUGCAUCCCACAGGAUCGGCAGCAGCUUUUCCACCCUCAUCAAAUUGACUUCACACCCCCCGGUCCGGUUUCCGUCACCUUUGUGGGACAAAAAUAAGGACGAGCUCUUGCUGCUAAGACAUGCUUUUAACUCGGCCCAACCGGAAGAACUUAGGACCACUGCACCCUGUCUUAAUCUGAGGUACCGGAGAACCUUCCACAUGCCCCCGCUGGGAACCGUUUUCCCAUUGCUACCAUCCAGCCAAAUCGCCGACCUACAGUGCCCUUUCUCUUCGGAAUGUUACCAACCCAGACCGUGGACUUGGCUCACAACUGUUACCUACGCCUAGACCUGCAGGGCUUUUUGAAUUUGUCGUCAUCCCAUCUGGGUCAUGUGGUGGACAGGCCUCCCACUCCUCUGACCUCCAGAAAUGUGGGCAUUCUCACCCGGGGCAGCCGGCCGUCAGGUCUCUCCAGGCCUGUGAACCACAAAGCAGGGAAAUGAACCCGCCUUCUUGGAGUGGCUCCCAGCUCUGCACCCGCUGAGGAACCCCUCAACUGGCCACAGCCCAGCACAGCCUCAUGUGGAUGCAGCUCCCCCAAGAAGGGACCCAACUGUGAAAAAGCCCUGAGAAAGCCACCAAACCGGUGCUCUGCCCCUGGGAAAGGGCGGAGGCCCAGCUGGGUGCUCAGCUUGUGAACAGCAGAACAGUGGCCUUCCUGCUUCUCAGUGUUUCCCAAGAGGGUAGCUUCUAUAGUUUCACCAUCCCCAGCACCACCUUGACCUCGUGGCUCUCAGUACUUGGACCUCUGUCUUGUGAAUGCCCCUUAUGUCCAUCUCUUGUUCAGGAGAUUCACCACCAGAGGGUGUGACUUCCUGAGCCUACACUUGGGCAGGCUUCUGGUGUUUCCGGUCCUUAGGAGAAUGCCACCCCGGGUCUCCCCAUGUGAGGCCCUACGACUGAAUACCUGUUCUAGGCAGAGACCAUUUCUGUCCUGAGCUCCAGCUCCUGGCUGCCUGCUGACUCCUGUGCACACCCUGUGACCUUCCCAUUGUGUCUCUGGAGUGAAGAGCCUUGCCCUUGUGUGCCUGAGCCCCUCGUGUUUCUGCAGGGUCGUUAGUCUGGCAUGACUGUGAGCUGCCUUGUAGCACCAUCUUUCCUGAGUGGGGCUGAGCUUUGUUUUGGAAAGAUGUCUCCCCAGUGGCAGACCUCAAAUGGGAUUUCCUUGUUUGUUACCAGAUGGAGGGAGGCUGUUGAGCUUUUGUACAGAGCACUUUAACGUGCCUGAGUCUGGGAGACUCAGCAGACAAGAGCUUCUGGCCCAGCGGGCCAUCCCUAGUGGUCUGUAGCAGAUGGGAUCAACCUGAAGGGGAGGUCUUCAUCAGAGAUGGGCUUCGGACAAGAGCUUCCGGCUCAGCGGGCUGUCACUAGCGGGUCUGUAGCAGAUGGGAUCAGCCCAAGGGUGAGGUCUUCGGAGAUGGGCACAUUGGCCAGCCGGGUUCCCCCAGGCUCUACUGCACACCUUGGGGGUGAUGUUACUCCCGUGAAAGCUGCACCUUCAUGCUGGGAUCUCCGGAUAUCAAGAAAUAUAAGCGGUUUGUUUCCCCACUGUGGCUUUUUCUUCCCUGGGGGUUUUGGACCAGAGUCCCAGCAUUACUGGUUGGAAUGAGGGGUCUGAAUUCACUGUUUCUGAGGCUCUGCAGAGGAUUCUAGAAUGUGGACCAGUCCCACUCAGAGACAAGGGAGGAAACGGAGGUUGAGAGAUAGGGAGGGACUUAGCCAAAGUCACAGAGCCUGGUCUUGCUAACCUAGCCUCACCCCAGCCUUAUUUUAGGACCCUGUUUAGAAUGAGAUGGCGUUCUGACACUGCCCUUGGACCUGGCACGAGGGGCCCUGUCCUGGGUCUCUUGCCUUAGAAGGUACCAAUCUGGCCCUCCUCUGGCCAUGACCCUCCCCACAGGGCAGGGAGUCUGUGAGGCCAAGGCGACAUGCCUACUGGACACCCCUCUCCCACACCGUGUUCCAGGUACCCAGGAGACCACAGUUCUCACCCAAGCGGUCCUGAGCCUGAGGCCUCUUCCCCAAGUCUGCCUGCCUGAGUAUGACCUGCAUACGCCUGUAAGCACGAGGGGUGACCAGGGACAAGCUGUGUUUAGGGGUUGCAGAUGGGGCUCGGAUAGGCGGGCUGGAGUUGCCACAGAGAGACACACGAGGCCCCUCUCAGUGCGGGCUGGGCCUUGCUCUCCUCGUGCUGCCACAGAACUUUGAGGAAUCUAAAUAGUCCAUAUUCAAACCCAGCCUUCUAGAUCUUUAUGAAGGUGUGACUGACAGGUAAGCAGAGAGAGCAUAUUUAAGAACACUCUGUUAGUUUGAUUAUAAUGUAAAUACGUAGACAUCUGGUGUGUGAGCCUCCACCUAUGCUCUUGUAACCAGAUCCCACAAUAUUAGAGGGGUCUGUCUCCAAGUAUUGCAAGGGGGUUCUGAAAGGCCCUGAAAAUAAAAGGGUUCAAAGCCA
This is a messenger RNA of Herpailurus yagouaroundi (jaguarundi), 3990 nucleotides long. RefSeq names its product collagen like tail subunit of asymmetric acetylcholinesterase (gene COLQ). Bases 104 to 1471 code for a protein of 455 amino acids. Gene Ontology annotation, biological process: extracellular matrix organization. The transcript is spliced from 17 exons. The record is from RefSeq and is a predicted model, not a curated record. Gene Ontology annotation, molecular function: extracellular matrix structural constituent conferring tensile strength. NCBI's taxonomy places the organism in Eukaryota, Metazoa, Chordata, Mammalia, Carnivora, Felidae.